This is a messenger RNA of Akanthomyces muscarius, 1650 nucleotides long. RefSeq lists its product as uncharacterized. Lineage: Eukaryota; Fungi; Ascomycota; Sordariomycetes; Hypocreales; Cordycipitaceae. The transcript has a single exon. The coding region runs from base 1 to 1650 and encodes 549 amino acids. The record is from RefSeq and is a predicted model, not a curated record.
AUGGCGUCCUCCUCCUCCUCCUCCUCCGGCCCGGCGGCGGCGCCCGGCAUCCUCUACGUGACGAUGCAGCCCCGGCCCUCCCUCCCGCUCGCCGACUUUCACGCCUGGUACAACAACGAGCACGGGCCUACCCGCCUCUCCCUCCCCAGCAUCUUCUCCAACGGCCUGCGCUACCAAAACACCGCCCCCGCCGCCCCCGCCUACAUGGCCGUCUACGACGUCAAGCACAUGCCGCUACUCGCCACGCCCACUUACACCACCCUCCGCGCCAACCGCUCCCCGCGCGAAGCCGCCACCAUUGCGCACGUCGACGUCCACCGCUCCUUUUACGACUUGCUGCACACCAGGUCCGCGCCGUCGCUGCAGCCGAUUGAGAGCUUGUCGGACAAGGACGUUGCGGAGGGGUACGUGACAGUAGCGGUGGAAAUAAGCCUCACGGAUGAGCCCGCGGCGGGGCAGGAGUAUCAGAAGUGGUACGUGGAGGAACAUGUCGAGCUGCUGGCCAAGGUGCCGGGUUGGCGCCGCAGCAGGCUGUUCCGGACGUCGCCGGCGGAGACGGUGGGAGAGGAUGCCGGGAAGACGGCGUAUUUCUGCCUGCACGACUACGAGCCGACCAACGGGCUCGGCGGCGCAGAGCACGCCGCAUCCAUGGACACGCCCCGGCGCACCGCCGUCUUUGAGCGGUACGUCGCCGCCAAAGCCCGCACGACCUACUCCCUCUUCUACAUCUUCGGCCCCGCGUCGCGGGACCUCCAUUCCCUGUCCCAGCAGCUCCCGCCCUCCGCCGCCACAUUCACUUCGCCUUCUGGUGCCAUCCGCACCGACAGCACGUCCAUCACCUCGCGCAUCACCACAUCCGACGGCGCUCUCAUCCCGUACCGUCUCGAGGGUAGCUCCGCGCCCGACGCGCCCGUCGUCGCCUUUUGCAACUCCCUGCUCACAAGCUACGCCAUGUGGGAUCCCCUGGUCGCCAUCCUCAAGCGUCAACGCCCCGACGUGCGCAUCCUCCGCUACGACACCCGCGGACGACAUGCCGUUCCGCGGCCGCACACGUCCGCGAGCCUGGACACCGUGACGUCCGACCUAGAGGCGCUCCGGAGAGCGCUGCGCAUCGACCAGCUCGCGUGCCUCGUCGGCGUGUCCAUGGGCGGCGCCACGACGCUGCGCUACGCGCUGACGUAUCCCGCGCGCGUGGCGCGGUUCGUCGCCGCAGACUUCAACUGCACCUCCAGCGCGGCCAACACGCAAGCCUGGCGGGACCGCAUCGCGGUGGCCCGCGACGGUGAUGAUGGGAUGAGGACGCUGGCGGGACAGACGGUCGCGCGGUGGUUCCACCCCGAGACGAGCGCGGAGAGGACGGCCUGGAUGACGAACAUGGUGGCGGGCAACGACGUCGAGGGCUUUGCGCACAGCUGCACGGCGCUGUGGGACUACGACAUGAAGCCCGAGAUGCCGUCGUGCGCGGUCCCGGGGCUGCUGAUCGCGGGCGAGGGCGAUGGCAAGGGCGCGCUGGUCAAGGCCAUGGACGGCUUCAAGGGCUUGCUUGGUAACGAGGGUGGUGCUGAGCUGCGGGUGGUGCCGCGGGCGGGCCAUCUGCCCAUGUGUGAGAACCCGGAAGGGUUUUGGGAAGCCAUCAAGGACUGUAUAUAA